Molecule: messenger RNA, 570 nt
Organism: Acanthoscelides obtectus
Lineage: Eukaryota; Metazoa; Arthropoda; Insecta; Coleoptera; Chrysomelidae
Source: the annotation of a GenBank genome assembly
AUGAAAGGCAAAACUCUUAGCUCUCAAUCACGGGGCUUGGUACUAUUCUUGCUAUUACCAUUGUUAGCUGUCCAAGAGAGGGUGGCUCGGGCACUAAGUAUCAGUUUGUCCACUAUUACCAGAAUACAGCGCCGUUUAUCAUCUAAUGAUAAUGUCCUAAGAUCACCUGGAAAGAAGAGACCCAGAAAAAAGUCUAAGACAACAGAUUUAUCUCAUGCAGUCAGGCAUAAUAUACGAGAUACAGUGUAUCAAAUGUAUAGUGAAAGUAAUGAUGAUGAGCAGAAACAUGUCACAAUAGUAAAUUUGAAUAAAACGCUUAAAGAGAAAGAGCUUGCUUCUAUCAGCAAUAGCUCUUUACAAAGAGUGCUGCCCACCAUAGGCUUUAAAUAUAAAAAAGAUGGUAAUAGAAGAUUUCUAGUUGAGCAAUCCAGUAUUGCUUUACUUCGCACCAAAUUUUUGAGAAGUUAUAAUGACUAUAAUCAAUUGGUCGUUUUAAUGGAGCUGAUACCAAUGUAUUAUUAUGAUUUUGGUAAGAACUCUAGGGACUCAACAAUAUUGGAUGAAAAAUAG